GCAGUUCUCCUCAGUGUUGGUCCAGCACAAUGUGCCAGGAUGAACAAGGCAAGGCUACUCUGAAGGGAUGGGGUUCCUGAGUGCUGGAGGCAACUAAGUAUGGAACUCGGCCAUCCGCCCCCAGGAUCAUGCCAUCAGCCUUUGAGAGAGCGGUCAAGACUGUGAUCCAGGAGAUGGACCACAGCAGAGGAGAUCUCAUCCCAGUGGACUCUCUUCGGAAUUCAAUCAGCUUCAAGCUGUACUGCCUCCUGAGCAGGAGACUCUCAAGCUCAUGGUUCUGGAAACCCCGUUAUACAUUUGUCAACCUGUCAAUCAAGGACAUCCUGGAACCCAUUGCUCCAGAACCAGAACCGGAGUAUUUUGGCCCCUUGGAAGUCUCUGAUGUCAUCGAUGGGAACAUUCAGGGCAGUGUGGCUGUGGCGUCAGCCAUGACAGAAGGGAGAAUUUCUGAUGGGGCUGCAGUGUCUGAUAGUGCCAGUGCUCCCGUGAGUAUGUAUAUACUGAGUGUGAAUCCGAAGACCUGGGAUAUCAUGAAGAGUGAAAGGCACCUGCAGCAGCCUGAGAAUACAAUCCUGCAACAGCUUCGGAGUCGUGGGGAUGACGUGUUUGUCAUCACCGAGGUCCUGCAGACAAAGGAGGAGGUGAAGGUCACCCAGACCCACAGCCAGGAAGGCUCAGGAAAGUUUACACUGCCUGGAGUCUCAUGCUUGCAGGGUGAAGUCAAGGGCCACCAAAUUCGAAAGAAGAUGGUGACACUUCCUCCAGGCAGCAUUCUUGCAUUCCAAGUGGCCAAACUGCUCAUUGGCUCUUCAUGGGAUAUCCUUCUUGUCUCAGAUGAGAAAAAGAGGACAUUUGAGCGCUCCUCAGGCCACAGAAGAGGAGUAGACCAGAAUCGCCAUAGAUUUAAUCUGCUCGCUGCACUACACCAACGUCCCCGAACCCAGCGCAGCCGCCGACGACGACGACAUACUGAGAUGAUCGAGUGCAUGUCAGGUCUCAGUGUACUACACUCUGUCGGUGUGCAGCACAAAUUCAUGUCAGAUGAAAUCCCUGAGGAAGAAGAAUUCAGUAAAGACUUCCAAGGCCUGUGUGCAGAGGUGAAGACGGGCUCUUUACAGCUGGGGAACUUAGAAAUGGAGUUGAGACAACAGCUGCUAGUGGACAUCGGGAGGAUUUUACAGGACCAGCCCAGCCUGGAAGCCUUAGAGGCCUCACUAGGGCAGGGCCUGUGCAGUGGUGAGCAGGUGGAGCCUCUGGAGGGCCCAGCAGGCUGCAUCCUUGAGUGUCUGGUGCUAGAUUCUGGAGAGCUGGUGUUGGAACUCGCAGCCCCUAUCUUCUACCUGUUGGGAGCACUGAAUGGGCUGAGUGAAACUCAGCGGCAACUGCUGGUUAAGGCUCUGGAGACAACAGUACUGUCAAAGCACCUGGAGUUGGUAGAGAACAUCUUGGAACAGAGCACCCCAUGGCAGGAGCAGAAGACUGUGUCCCUGCCCUCCAGGCUCCUUGGGGACAGCUGGGAUGAGGAGGCUCCCACAUGGAUCUUACUAGAAGAAUGUGGCCUGAGGCUGCAAGUGGAACCCCCACAGGUGCACUGGGAACCGACUUCUCAGGGCCCCACAUGUGCUCUCUAUGCCUCCCUGGCUCUAUUGUCUAGUCUAGGCCAGAAACCUCGUUAGCCUGCAGGCCUCCCUUCCAGCAACAUCUCCAUGUCCUACCCUCCAGCCAGGGUAGAGUCUUGCCAAGCUCAGCCUCUAGGAAACCAAGUACCCAACUCAGUCACAGGGUUAGAAUGCAAUGAGAUCCAGGAGUUGGAAAAAUCAAUAAAUGUACAAACAAAA
Molecule: messenger RNA, 1838 nt
Organism: Grammomys surdaster
Lineage: Eukaryota; Metazoa; Chordata; Mammalia; Rodentia; Muridae
Product: gasdermin-D-like
Exons: 10
Coding region: 129-1676 (515 amino acids)
Biological process (GO): defense response to bacterium; pyroptotic inflammatory response
Cellular component (GO): NLRP3 inflammasome complex
Molecular function (GO): phosphatidylserine binding; phosphatidylinositol-4,5-bisphosphate binding; phosphatidylinositol-4-phosphate binding
Source: RefSeq, a predicted model, not a curated record